This is a messenger RNA of Populus euphratica (Euphrates poplar), 1654 nucleotides long. Its product is annotated as putative F-box/LRR-repeat protein At4g15060. The record is from RefSeq and is a predicted model, not a curated record. The transcript has a single exon. The coding region runs from base 1 to 1572 and encodes 523 amino acids. Gene Ontology annotation, molecular function: protein binding. NCBI's taxonomy places the organism in Eukaryota, Viridiplantae, Streptophyta, Magnoliopsida, Malpighiales, Salicaceae.
AUGGAUACUGAUAAUCUGAUAUCUCAAUUGCCUGACCACAUCAUACACCAUAUUCUCUCGUUUCUUUCAACACCAGAGGUGGUUCGUCUUAGUGUCUUGUCCAAGGCAUGGCAUCAGGUUUUUACUUCUUUUCCCAUGUUUGAGUUCUGCAGUUCAUCUUUCGAAAAAAUUUCUGAUAAUAGUUUCGAAUUUAUUGUCUUUGUCUACAAAUCUUUGCUUCUACAAUGCAGUCAAUACAGAAGCAUACCAAAAUUUCAGUUUUCUUUCACCCAAGAUCGUCGUAGACCUUAUGUUUAUUCUAAAUAUCUCCUGUUGCCGUGUGAACUUGAUAAACUUAUCAGUCGGUGUAUAGAAAUAGGUACACGGAAGGGUGUUAAGGAGCUUUCUAUCUACUUUUGUAUGCCUCGAUAUUAUAGACUACCUGAAGCCCUGUUGUCUGUCAAAGAAUUGGUUGUUUGUAGUUUAGGUGGUUGUAUUUUCGACGGCGCCAUAAAUUGGCCUUCUCUGCGUGAACUCUCUCUGAAAGAAGUUCAGAUUUGUGACCAAAGGAUUAUCGACGAUCUCUUCUUUACCUGCCCUUUGAUCGAGAAAUUUUCUCUAGUACAAUGUUUUGGGCUGAAGUACCUUCACCUUUCAGGAUUAAGAAAACUCAAGAAGGUUAAGGUGAAAAGCGGAUAUCCGCAUAUGGAGAAGAUCGAGAUUAAUGUGCUUAGUCUUCAUACUUUCUCUUAUUCUGCACACCAUUAUAUGAAGACAGAUAUUGAUCUGACCUCUUGCAAAAAUUUAGAGGUAUUUAAGUUUAAGGGUUAUAACAUUACAGAAGACAUGAUUCAAUACCUUAAUCGUAAUUUCCCUGCCCUCAAAGUUUUGGUGUUGCACGGUGAACGCCUUCACUUUCAGAGGAUUGAAAUUUCUAUCCCCCUGCUUGAGAAAUUAAACCUCAUUGUAGCUCAAAUAUCGGCAGUGGAAGCUAUCAUCAAUACUCCGAGAUUACGGUCAUUGCAAUGUGUCAUGCACAAAAUCCCGUCUUUGUUUUAUUUGAACAGUUUACAAGAAGUUAGUCUUGAAUUAUUUGUUGAUCUCCACUAUAUUAAACAUGGUGAAAGUUUUCUCGAAGAUUUUAGGGAAUAUCUUAAAAAUCUCAACCAAAUCAAGCUUGAAACUCUGAGUAUUUGCGUUUAUUCUUCUUCUGUGAUCCACAAAAUAGUCAGCAGUACUGCCUCCAAUCCUGUUUUGCUUGAUAUCUGUCACUUGAAGCUGGAAACCUUUACCAGGGAGAAAGAAAGCCACGCUCUUGUUGAUGGCUUGUUUUGUAUUUGCCGUCCAGAAUCUUUAUUACUUGUGUCUGGCUGUGCAAGAAACGAUGAGUUCAUUAAGAAUCUUUGCAAGAAACUAGUGCAAAUAGAGAAUGCAACUACCUAUGCAAGUUGUUGGCAGAAUCACUUAAAAGGCGUCAGGAUCCAGCAUUGUGGAAGAAAAGGAUAUAACAAGAUCCUCACAUGUGAAGCUUUCUUAGAUUCAUUGCGAACUCUGGAACCGAAGGAGAAGAUUCGUUUUUUAUUCGAAUGGUGAUUUAAAUUUUUGCAUUUAUUUUGUUUACUUGCUUUGACAAAUUUUCUUAGAAAUCAGCUGAACCUAGCCAGGGCUCUGCUGC